Xenopus tropicalis (tropical clawed frog) is the source of this 9265-nucleotide messenger RNA. It is a transcript of the gene arhgef18, whose product is annotated as Rho/Rac guanine nucleotide exchange factor 18. Gene Ontology annotation, cellular component: cytoplasm. The record is from RefSeq and is a predicted model, not a curated record. The transcript is spliced from 31 exons. Gene Ontology annotation, biological process: small GTPase-mediated signal transduction. Gene Ontology annotation, molecular function: diacylglycerol binding; guanyl-nucleotide exchange factor activity. Lineage: Eukaryota; Metazoa; Chordata; Amphibia; Anura; Pipidae. Bases 16 to 4614 code for a protein of 1532 amino acids.
GCUGUUUUGGUCCUGAUGGUACAGAUCGAUCCUGGCAGCCACAGACACACUGCUGGAUUAAAUGUCCUUGUGAAAGUCCAGUCACCACCUGUCCAAGAGAUGUCUGACUCUAUUCUAAACAACUCCUGGCCGUCCUUCUCUAAACUUUGGUUGAAGAGGUGGUCAUUCAAAAGAGCAUCAGAAUGUAAACCAUGCUCAACAUUUUCUGCCAUUCCGGACUCUCGUAGUGUAACACCAGAUGCAGAUCCAAAUUCUGAAGAAGCAUUUCUCCUGGCAGAAGAAAAGGAUGAUCUGUCUGUUGAUCUGAAUGACUAUUCCAAUGAUAUCAUAAGCAGCAGUGAGGAUCUGACUUCCAUAGAUUCUUCUCUUCAAGGCACAGAAUAUUACAAAGAUCUUGUGCAAAUGGAUGCAGCAGAAGACCCUAGAAGUGAACAGGAAGAGCACAAACUUGCUUCUGCUUCCUUCUGCAUGGCUGAUGAAACAGAUAUUACCCUUGGCAAGGGUGAGGUCAUCAUAACUUACACCAAGCCAUUUAUUUGCCCUGUGUCCUGUGGGCCUGGAGCAGCCAUUGAAGAGAACAUAACAGAAAACACAACAGAAGGGGACAAAGGAUCCUACAGACAACUUUUACCUAUUAAAUUUGAGGAACCUAUCCCCGUCUUGGUGAGAUCACUCUCUACUUCAAGAAGACACAGCUGGGAUGAUGCAGUGUCACCAUCGGAUACUGUUCGCAGGUUGAGUCUCAGUAAUUCGGAGAUAGCCAAUGAUGGAGAGAGGGACAUUGAAGAAUCAGCUGCUGCAACCAUGGUGCACAGCAUGGAAUUACCUGGACCAUGGGUGACAAACUUGAGCAUACAGGCAGAUGUUGGGGAACUUGGAGUACAGGAAACCAAUGCAGAAAGCAAGGAAGUAGAUAGCCAUGGCAAAAGACUGCGGUCAAAAUCUGUGCCUUCUACACUGGAUAAGAUUUCAACCACCAGAAUUUCUCGCAGCUUAGAGUCUUCCUGCCCUGUUAUAGAAGUGAUACAAACCCCUCAUCUGGAAACCACUGAGAAGGACCAUGUGGAACCCACUCAUGUGUUAUUUGUACAGCAGGUGCUUCAGGAGCUCAAACAAUAUCAUGGGACUAAAAAUAAGCAGGAAGGGAGCAGAGAACCCAAGCAGAAUUUGACCUGGUUCGAGUUCCUCUCUAACGAGCCAGAGGAAACAACAAAAUCUGAGAAAGUGGAGAAAGGUACCAAGGUGAAGCGAAGGCUUAGCUCACUGAGGAGCAGAGUCACUGGAUCCUGGCAAAAAGAUAAGGGUAAGAUAAAAGAAGAGCUAAAAGACAAAGGCAAAGAGGCAAAGGACACCUGGAUUAACACCAAUGGGCAUGAGUUGGUGCCAGGCUGCUUUUCCAGUCACGCCAAAUGCACUUUAUGCACCAAAGCACUUGCAAACAGGCACGGACUACAGUGCAUGUAUUGUGCGGUAAAUGUUCAUAAAAACUGCAAGGCCUUGCUCCCUGAAUGCACCAGCAACAAGCUGAAGAAAGAUAACUCACCAAAGCCUGUAGCAUCUUCUCUGAGCUGCCAGCAAGCUUCUUUGAAGGAGAAUCCUCGGAUUGCCAUAGUAGGGCUGGAUGGAACUCAUGCUCAGGCUCGGGGGCUCGGAAUGACUGUCACCCACAGAGGAGGUUCACGAGUAGAAAUACAAUCAAAUUCAGGAAGCAGAGCUAGUACCAGCACAGCAGAGAUGGAUGACGUAGAUUCUGGUUUGUCAAGGCUAAAGCUCUUCUCUGAUGAAAAUGUUUCCCUGGCUCCCGAUUCAGUAUUUUUAGAGGACUCCUAUACAAAUGUCAAAAGCGAGUUAGAUCUUGAUGCAUUGGAGUUUGAGGCAGGAUCGUGGAGUUGUGCUGUUGAUCCACUUUAUCUCAAAAAGCAGAAGAAAGAGGUGAUAAAAAGACAGGAUGUCAUUUAUGAGUUAAUGCAGACUGAGAUGCACCAUGUUAGAACUCUGAAAAUCAUGCUAAGGGUGUACUCGCGAGCUCUCUCAGAGGAGCUGCAGUAUGGGAACAAGGAUAUACACCAGAUCUUUCCAUGUGUGGAUGAUCUUCUGGAGCUACAUGUUAACUUCUUAGCAAGAUUCAAAGAGAGGCGCAAAGAAUCUAUGGAGGAGGGAAGUGAUCGGAAUUAUAUGAUUCAGAAAGUUGGUGAUAUUCUUGUGCAGCAGUUCUCAGGUGAAAGUGGAGAGAGAAUGAGGGAGAAGUAUGGGAUCUUUUGCAGUCAGCACAACAAGGCAGUGAGUCGUUAUAAGGACCUUUUGCGGGACAGUAAGAAAUUUCAAAACCUUAUGAAGAAAAUUGGCAAUUCUUCUAUAGUAAGACGGCUGGGUGUCCAGGAGUGCAUACUUUUGGUGACACAAAGGAUUACAAAGUAUCCAGUACUUGUAGAACGUAUCAUCCAGAAUACAGAAGAAGGGACAGAGGAUUAUGAAACGCUAACACAGGCAAUUGCACUUAUUAAAGACACUAUUACUGAUGUUGAUUCCCGUGUCCAUGAAAGUGAGAAAGUUCAGCGCUUGCGGGAAAUUGUAAGCAAAAUGGAGCUGAAGUCUUCAGGGAAGCUGAAAAAUGGGACAUUUAGAAAGCAGGAUAUUCUCCGAAGGCAAUUGCUCCAUGAUGGGGUGCUGUACUGGAAAACUGCCUCUGGGCGUUUAAAAGAUAUCCUUGCUGUUUUGCUUACUGAUAUUUUGCUUCUGCUGCAAGAGAAAGACCAGAAAUACUCAUUGUCUCCUGUGGACAACAAAGCACCUGUGAUUUCCCUUCAAAAACUGAUUGUCCGGGAGGUGGCUAAUGAGGAAAAAGCCAUGUUCCUGAUCAGUGCUUCAAACACCGGUGCAGAGAUGUAUGAAAUACACACUAACUCCAAAGAAGAAAGGAAUUUCUGGAUGAAUAUAAUUCGUGGUGCUGUAGAGAGUUGCCCCGUACAAGAUGCAGAAAUCCUCAACGAGGCAGAAGAAGAAAAGAAACUCUUUACUGAAAGAGCUGCUAAAAUAAAAGAGUUUCAAGAGCGCCUAAAUCAGAAAGACUAUGUUAUUGUUCAGUCCCUAAAUGAGAAGUUGCAAACAUGUAUGGAGAUGGCAGAAUUAUAUGGCUAUGAAGACCUUCCUCAGGAACCGAGGAUCACCUUGCUUCCCAGAGCUGAAACUGGGGAGAACCUUGAAGGAAAAGGCAUCCUACACUCAGCAGUCACAGCAGCUGAACGCAUCCACUACAUGCUUCUGUCACAAACGGCAUUGCUGAAUCCACUGGAUGAGGCAAACAAUUCUGCCACAAUCUUACCCAGAAGAUCUGAGACUUUUGGGGGCUAUGACACAGAUAGCUUUAAACAAAAGGUUAAGGACCGAAGGGCCGUGUCUAUGGGCUCAGACAGCCAAGUGCAAGAUGGUACCCUUAUUGAGCCUGUAGUAUCCACUACAGAUAAUAACAGCCCACCAGUAUGUCACGAGACUGAGAUGAUUACUUGUGUGGAGACAUUACUUCAGCAUCUUUACAGUUUGCAGGCGGUGAUUUCACAACAAGAUAGUUAUGUUGAGGUUCAAAAAGAACGGGAGAAACAGUUCCGACAGCAGUCUUCCCGCGGCAACAUGUUAUUGGAGCAGGAAAAGCAGCGUAACUUUGAGAAGCAGCGGGAAGAGCUGGGCAAUGUGCAGAAGAUGCAGGAUCAACUGAGGUUGGAGAAACAGAAGUGGGAACGUGAACGGGAGAGGCAACAGAGGGAAGCAGAGGCUAUGGAGAACAUGUUGAGGCAACGAAUGGGUGACAGCGAACUCCAAUUGCAAAAGCUGCAUCAGGAGCGUGAUGAACUGGAAGCACAGAGAAAGGAAUAUCAGCAUGACUUAGAAAGACUUAGAGAAUCCCAGAAAGCUGUGGAAAAAGACAGAGAACGCCUGGAGCUGAUGAAGAGGAUUAAAGCAACCAGUGCUGGAGCUGGGUCAUUUUCAUCUGACUUAAUACCGGUCGUAGUCCAUUCUGCAGCUUCUAAUGGGGAAGGAAUGCUCAGUACAGAGGCACCUAGCCAUUUACCCUUAAAACCCCUUGCCAAAACAACCAUGUCCAUGUCAGCUGCUGACUACCUAGAGAGGCCAGAAGUGGCUCGAAGGGAAAGUAAUGUAACUGACAUCCGUCCAGCACUUAAAAAGGAAGUGCCUAUUCAUUUAUUAAGUGCAACCAACCAGAUCCAGAAGCAGGCAGCUUUGACCAGACAGCAGAUCCCCACCCAUCUUGCAAUGGACAAAGGCAAGGAAAAGCCUAGCAGGGGAAAGGCUUCACAUCGAACAGAGAGCACAGCAUCACUGGACCACAGACUGGGGUUUCCACCCAAGCUCUCUGGAAAGGAAGAUGGCACUGUAAGAAGCAGAAGGUCUGCAAGUCCAAGUCCAUUUAGCAGCCAAACUGUAUUCUUUCAGCAAGAUCCUGUUGGACAAGCUGAACCUUCUCUUGAUACACCAUUCUAUACACCCGUCUUGUAUCGACCAAGCAGCUUCCACCUCCUGCCACCAUCCUUUCCUCCUCAGCCCCCACCACCUCCAGCUGAGGAUGAGGGAAGCAAGGAAAAUGUUAUUUAUUUCUAACAAAUUUGACAUCUCGUUGACAUUAUAAAAAAAACCUUUCUAGAUCAUCAACUCUACCAUUAAGGCCUUUCCAAACCUGCCAUGAUCCACACAUUGAGGCUCACUGUGAAAAUGAACUUGCCUUGUCAGUGACAAUGGAUUGCAGGUCCAUGGUGUGUGUGCGUGUGUGUUAUCUUGUUCUUUGUGAAAUCUAUGAAGGGAACAUGCAAUAUUCUUUGGGGGUAAAAGAAGCAUAAAGACUGGGAGCAAGACAAACCUAAUUUGUUCUGUAUAUCUGAUUUUGUAACCUCAGAAAUUGUUGGAUUAUUUUUCCUAAGCUUCUUUUUUUUUUUAAUCAUUGUUUAAAUAUUGAAGUUAUCUAUAAGAUCAUUGUGAUGUUAGUAUUCCCAGAACCUGUAUAAUGAAGAGCACACAUUUUGAUACUGACUUUAUUUCUGUUGCCUUGGCCAGGAGAGUAACAAGGAUUGCGAUGAUGGAAGAGGGUAACUAGUACGACCCACCACUUUCUUUUGCAGUGUGAUGAACAUACUUGCACUAUAUUAUAUAUGAUAUUAUAUACAAUAACCGAAGUCCCAAAUAUUUAAUGAAAUAGAGUUCUGUAAAAAAUAUUUUAGGCUUUAGGUCACCAGUACAAAAUGUAAUGGGCCAUACAUCAAGCUUAUUCCGUAUUACCUAGUAGACCUCACUGAUAUGUAAAAUAAUGGCUGUGUCAGAGCUCCCAGCAUUUUCUUAUUUGUUUUAUUAAAUAGGAUAAUGAUCAUUUUAAUGUUUUCCUCGCUCAUGGGACCAAAGUUUGGUGACAGAAAUGCUUUGUUAAAUAGAAUGAACUGAAAUACGCCAAGAAUGAUUUUAGCCUACUUCCCUGUAUAUUUAUAUAUACAUUUCAUUUUUUUUUUUUAUUCCCUAACCCAAACCUAUUUCAUACAGAUGACAUUUGAAUGGUUUUGAUAUUAACCAGCUCCAGAAAUUCACAUGGCCUCUGUAAUUGGAUUGAAUCUAUGCUGAUAAAUUGCUUUAGUGGCAUUAAAAGGGCUGGACCCUUAAUAGCUGAUUAUAAACCAAUGACCCCUAUUAAUCAUUCUUAGCAUUAGAAUGCCCAGCUCUGAACAAAUCCUCAGUUACUGUGGAAUAUAUGUAGUGCCAUUAUAAUUUUUUUUAAAUCUGUGUUUUUAACUAUAUAUAUAUAUAUGUACAUUGUAUUUACGUGGCAAUUUUAUGUGAGCACUUUAGAAGAGAAUUGAAGAGCACAUAUCUGUUGUAUAUCUAAGGAAAUGGUAAUUUUAUGUCUUUAUUCAGGUGCAAGAAAUCAUUGUUUUUUCAGAUGUGCAAAGGUACUAGAUUAUUGAUAUCACUACUGUAAUAACUUGCCUAUUUGCUAUUCUGUUUCUCAACUUGGUCUAACAACACUUUUAAUCAUUUGAAUUGCUUGUGGUACCAAGGGGUGUGUAUUUGUGAUGGGGCAAAGCUUUCCAGUGGCUAACCAUCUUUGUAAUGACAAAUCAUAUAUUCCCAAGUGACGCCGCUGCUGUACUGCACUAUGGGGUAUGCUAUGGGCCCCAUGGAUAAAUCACUACGUGCUCUCAGACUUUGCAAUGGGGCCCAGAAAUAAUUUCUUAUUCUCUUGUUUCCAAAAACAUCUUAGCGCUUAUAUUCAAAUGUUAUCAUCAUUUAUUUAUAUAGUUGCCAGCAAGUUACAUAGCGACUGUAUUUUAACAAGCAGGGGGUGUUGCCAUAAAUUAGAGAGUAAAGCUUACAGAAUUAUACAGUAUGGUUGUGCUUGCAAUAUUUUGGACCAAUACUAGAUCUUUUUUUUAACAUACUCUGUGUUCUAAAAGGAACAUUAAUGAUAGAAGUAGCACAUCUUUAAAAACCAAUAGGCAAAAUAAUAAUUCCAUGCCAAGGUAAAUACACAAUGUGCCUAUUCAAACAAUAUAUUAUACACAAGGCCCACAGUUUCCAAAUUAAAAAAAAAACUGCACAGAACAUGUAGGAUCCCUGUUAGGGGGCACAGCUCUGUGUAAUGUAUUUUUUAUAUGAGUGUUCUUGUUUAAAUGCAAAACGACUAGGACUGCCACCUGGCUGGUAUUUUACCAGCCUGGUUGUUAAAAUAUAUGCUGGAUGCCAAUGUAAUUAAUAGGCAAGAAAUAUGACUAAAUAGGAAGGCCGGAAAAUUUUUUUUCUAGAACAGGUAGCACCCUAAAAGCAACUUACAACAAUAGCCUCUCCCAAGAUAUUUGUAAGCAUUGCGUUUCGGCAAGCCCAGGAUUCCAGUAACAUAUUCAUUAACAUGAACAUCAGUUUUGUGGAUUAUGAAUGCCACCACUGGUUGACUUUGAGGUCUAAAUUGCAAUUAAAGGAGAUGCUAGAUUCUCUUUUAAGUGAUUAUAGCUUAGUGGUCAUUCCCAGACCUUCUGAGUCCUUUUCAGUAACUUAGCAGCUUAACAUAAGCAAAGAACUAGAAGAGAGUAAGUUAUAAUUGUGUAAAUAUAACUGUAUCCGAUUGGUGAAUUCAAAUCAGCUGAGACUACAAUUGUUAAAUCUCCAGGAGAUAUCUUAUUUGCAAAUACAGUUUCCAUCGCCGGUGGGAUGGCAUACACAUCGCUACGAUUUCCUGAAGUCACCAAAAGUUUCCUUGAGAGGUGACUUUGGGAAAUUGUAGCGACGUGUAUGCCAUCCCACCAGCGAUUUGCAUUCUUGCCAGUGGGAUGAAAUUGCGGGGAGAUUAGUUGCCCGCGGUAACGAAGAUUUGUCGUGGGGCAACUAAUCUCCCCGUGUGUCACUGCCCUUAGGUGAACAAGGCACUGUGCGAGGGCCUGCCUGAUGCAAACACUGAUAUUGAUCUGGUUCCCCUGAGAACAUACUCUGCAAAUACUGUGUCUUUGUGCAGGACUGCUUUCCAAUUGGGCAGGUGGUUUGACUUGAAAGGUGAAGACACACAGCAACUUUUUAGUAGCUACUUGUCAUGACUACUAAACACCAGAAAAUCCCCUGACAAUUCAGACUGCCUCUGCUAAACACACAUAGUGACAUUUAUCAGUAAAUGAUCAACAUUGUCUGUUUUAGUAGCCAUUAUAAGUAGCUUCUACUAGUAACUGUGUUUUUUCGUCCUAAGGAUGAAGACACAUGGAGCUACUAGUAGCAGCUACUUGUUGUGGCUACUAAAAUAGACAAUGCUGAUCAUUUACUGAUAACUGUUUCUAGCAGAGGCAAUUCUCAGUACUGUCUGUGGGUAUUUUCUGGAGUUUAUUAACCAUGAAAUAGUAGCUGCUACUAGUAGCUCAGUGUGGCAUCACCCUAAAGUUUUUAACUUGUCCAUAGAGCAGUUUAUAUGCAAACGGAUGUUUUUUGAUGAGUGCAUUGUGUGUUGGUGUGAGAAGAACAUGGGGGCACUCCAAAAUUCCCACUUGAGAUCAUGUCCAACACUGCCGGAGAUGUAGUCUUAUAUAUUUCCUGCUUAUUUUAAUGGAAAUUGCUUAUUUUGCCUUUAAUAGACAAAAUAUUAUUGUACAGACAGUACAUUCCAUUUUGUGUGUUUCUAAUACUUAUACUUAUUGACUGAACCCCAGACACAAGUAUUUCUGUUUCUACUAUCAUGCCUAGUUGGCCACAUCACUUCCAAACUAUUGCCUGGUUAAUCUGAUAGAUGUAAUAUUUUGUUUGUGGUCAGGAUAAAUGGGAAUCUUGUGUAUGUCAUUAAAGUGCUGAAUGUUAUUUUGUUGUAUUUGUAGGCUUCUUCAGUACAAUAAUGUCACUGUGAUGUCUGAUCUCCAACCCUAGAGUAGCCAGAAAACCAGACAGAUCGUACAGAUUCCAGCUGCUAGAAUGUUUGGUUUUAGAAAGUGGACCCCAUUAUUUUGAAUGACUCGUAAAGUGUUGAAUAUAACAAUAUAAAUGAUCCAAUCUGAACCUAGAAAAUUAAUUUUAAGCACAAGUUGCUUCAGAAAGUUGUAGCCUAUGCCAUCAUAUCCACACACGUCUUUUCUUUGUUGGCCCUGCCUGUGCUUGCUUACAUCACUAGCCAAAGAUUUAAUUAACAUUUUUUCCAGAAGGCAAAAACAAUCUGCUAACUUAUGUCAUUCACAUGUUUUUUUUUAUGAAAUCAACAUGUUUUCUCAAUUGCAUGGUUAUGGUUACAUGUUUGUUACAGGGCAGACAUCUCUGUUGGACUAGCUAGAUACCAGUGGGACCCCACCAGCAAUGGUUAUAGAUCACUCUGAAUGUAGAGUUGCUAGGCUGCCAACUGCCAGCUUUCUAGAGUAGCCCAGUUACAUGGAAACUUCCCUUUCCACACUGAUACGUUAGGUCUCUAGAGAAAUAGAAGAUGAUUGAGGCAGUACAAAUAUGUUGAAUAUCGAUGUACACUUUGUAAAUAUAUUAAUACAAACUAUUUUUCUUUAAAAUCAGAUAUAAAUGCACACUUUUUUAAAAGUUUUCUUUGGAUUAUUGAAUGAACAAACAGCACCCUGCAGUAUUCCAAUGAUAAUACCACUAAUGAUUCAAGCAAGAUUCAAUGGCCCAGCUUCUGGUAUUAUGACUUCUGUUUUUCCUUUCCUUAAUUAAGAAUGUAUCACUGAUUUUGCAGGACAUUGAAAUCCAUCCUUUUGAAAAGCUGUUUGCUUUCAGCAAUAAAAAGUAAAAAAAAAACUUAAAA